AUGUCAUGUUACCUGUUGUCUAAAGCCUUUUUUGGAAGUGCAGGGACACAAAAUGAAGAAAAAGAGGAGGGCCGUGAUGAUGAUAGUGAUGAGAUCCACUUUGAGCCGAUCGUGUCUCUGCCUGAGGUGGAGGUGAAGUCUGGUGAGGAGGACGAAGAGAUCCUGUUCAAAGAAAGAGCCAAACUGUACCGUUGGGAUCGUGAGCUCAAUCAGUGGAAGGAGCGUGGCGUGGGAGACAUCAAGAUCCUCUGCCACCCUGUGAAAAAGCGCUACCGUGUGGUAAUGAGACGUGAGCAGGUGCUAAAUGUCUGCGCCAACCACACCAUCAGCCCGAGCAUCGAGCUCAAGCCCAUGAACAUCUCGGCUAACGCACUGGUGUGGACUGCCACCGACUACUCCGAGGGAGUCGGGAAAGUUGAGCAGCUGGCGGCCAAGUUCAAGACUCCAGAGCUGGCCGAGUCCUUCAGACGAGCGUUCACAGACUGCCAGACCCACAUGACGCAGACUGACGCUGCUCAGACAUCUGCCACCGAGGCGCUUUCACAAAAGUCCAACCCUGUGGUGUUCUUCAACAUCACCAUAGAUGGUGAGGAUGCUGGGAGGAUCGUCAUGGAGCUCUUCGCUCACAUUGUCCCCAAAACGGCGGAGAACUUCCGGGCUCUGUGUACGAAAGAGAAGGGCUUCGGUUACCACCAGUCUGUCUUCCAUAGGAUCAUCCCUGGCUUCAUGUGUCAGGGUGGUGAUAUCACCAACCAUGAUGGGACGGGUGGAAACUCCAUCUACGGAAAUAAGUUUGAAGAUGAGAACUUCGAGGUGAGGCACACAGGGUCAGGGCUGCUGUCCAUGGCCAACCAUGGCAGAGAUACCAACAACUCACAGUUCUUCAUCACCCUCAAGAAAGCAGAGCACAUGGACUUCAAGCAUGUGGCCUUCGGCUUUAUCAAAGAGGGCAUGAAUGUGGUGAGGAGAAUCGGAGAGCUGGGCACUAAAGAUGGGAAACCCACAAAAACUAUCACCAUCUCAAAGUGUGGACAGAUUAAGUGAAAUUUUCUAGGCAAACAACUGUUCAUCAUGUUAGGGUCAGGGUUAGGGUUGUGUAAUCAGGACUUGUAUAUGCAAUGGUUUUUUAUAAUAUUUGUUCUGUGUGUUAAUAAACUGCACAGCACUAGUUGACAAUAAAACUUAUGCUUUGAAAAAAAAACAAGUAAAAAAAAAACAAGUUAAUGCUUUAGAUUAGAGCCCACAAUUUACAGUGCAAGUAAACAUAAUUUACAGAGUAACUCUUGUUUGAAACUAUAGUUUACCUAUACAAUACAUUAAUAAAUGUGAAUAAAAUAAUAAUGGAAUAAAAUGUGAAGUUUGGGGAAUAAAGUGGUAACAACCUGUAAAAUUACCAAUUAUUUAUACUGUAAGUAUUUUGAAACUGUAAGUAUUUUGAAGGGGCUACCUAUUCUAAUAUUACGUGGUAUGUAUGACCUACUAUGAUAAACAGCAGUUUUAUAUUAGCAAGUGAUUUAGCAAGAGCAUACACUGUGUAAGUUUUAAUAGUACACCUAUAAAAAAAACACUGGGUUAUAGUUUCAAUCCAAAAGCUUGGUUGAGACUGUUGGAUAAGGAAGCUGGCUUGAUCUGACACAAUUUGGGUUGAUAACAGUAAUAAGUAACCCAACGGUACUGGGUUAGGAAUGUGGAGGACUCGUUUGAGACGAGUCUAUCAUGUUUGUGGCGCUCAUGACAGGAAUAUGUGUGGAAAAUAGAAGAAAACUAACCAAAGCGAAAAGGAGAGAGAUAUUUUUUAAAUGGACUGGAGUGUGUUUUUCUCACAACGUUGAGUGACAACUGAUGAGCGGUAAAGCCCAGAACUGAACAGCUGAAAUGGUGCUUGAGGACUAUGGAUCAAAACCGUAAAUCAAAGAUGGUAAAAUCCUGUCAAAUUGCUAUAAAUGCACAGUUUAUUCUAUAAAUCUAUAAUGACAAAAAAGUUAUGCUGUAAGUUCUGUUUACUUGCACUGUAAAUUGUGGGCUGCAAUCUAAAGCAUUACCGAAAAAAAAAACUUAAAUUCAAUGUUAUUAUUUCCUCAAAUUUACAGGGGCUUAACUGAUAGGAAUGUAAAUCUUUGAAUACUUUCUUUGAUAAAUGUGUGUAUUUGGUUGAAAGGUCACUUCACUACUAUGAGGUCCCACACAAACACAGCCACAUUGCUUGCAAUUUUCAAUCUCCUGAACAUAAAAUAAACUUCUCAGUUAAGUGUGAAAAA
This is a messenger RNA of Cyprinus carpio (common carp), 2258 nucleotides long. RefSeq names its product E3 SUMO-protein ligase RanBP2-like. Gene Ontology annotation, molecular function: peptidyl-prolyl cis-trans isomerase activity. The coding region runs from base 1 to 1044 and encodes 347 amino acids. Gene Ontology annotation, cellular component: intracellular membrane-bounded organelle. The transcript is spliced from 5 exons. Lineage: Eukaryota; Metazoa; Chordata; Actinopteri; Cypriniformes; Cyprinidae. The record is from RefSeq and is a predicted model, not a curated record. Gene Ontology annotation, biological process: protein peptidyl-prolyl isomerization; intracellular transport; protein folding.